GGCUUUGGAUUAGCUCUAUGCUAAUAUCGGCAGGAGAGGAGAAACACCGCGUCGCUGCGUUCUGUCAGUGGUGGCUCUCAGAGUCUAAGACUCCUCAACAGCCAUGGCUGAGGGUGGAGAAGGGGAAGAUGAAAUUCAGUUCUUAAGAACUGAUGAUGAAGUGGUUGUGCAGUGUGUCGCUGCAAUCAGGAAAGAGAACUGCAAGUUUUGCCUGGCAGCGGAGGGACUUGGGAACCGACUCUGCUUCCUAGAACCGACCUCUGAGGCUAAGUAUGUCCCUCCAGACCUGUGCGUGUGCAGCUUCGUGCUGGAGCAGUCGCUGUCAGUGCGAGCCUUGCAGGAGAUGCUGGCCAAGACUGGCCCCGAAGGCCUAGGGACUCCUGGUCAUGAAAAAUGGGCGGUGCAAGGGGGCGGACACCGGACACUCCUGUAUGGUCACGCCAUCUUACUAAGGCAUUCCUUCAGCGGAAUGUAUCUUACGUGUCUGAAGACGUCAAGGUCCCAGACAGACAAGCUGUCAUUUGACGUGGGCCUGCAGGAAGACACAGUCGGAGAGGCCUGCUGGUGGACUAUCCACCCUGCAUCCAAGCAGAGGUCAGAAGGUGAAAAGGUCCGCAUCGGUGAUGAUCUUAUUUUGGUCAGUGUGGCUUCAGAGAGAUACCUGCACCUGUCCAUGUCCAAUGAAAACGUAACGGUGGAUGCCUCCUUCAUGCAGACUCUCUGGAAUGUUCAGCCAACCUGCUCAGGCAGUAAUGUAGCAGUAGGUUAUGUGCAGGGUGGUCAGGUAAUGCGCCUGUUUCACGGGCAUGAUGAGAGCCUCACCAUACCAGGAGAAGAGAAGGGUGUGGACCAGAGGAUAGUGAAUUAUGAAGCAGGUAAAGGAGGCUCAAGAGCCAAGUCACUGUGGAGACUGGAGCCUCUUCGGAUCAGUUGGAGUGGAGGUAACCUCAGAUGGGGGCAGCCCUUCCGUCUCCGCCACCUCUCAACGGGCCACUACCUGGGCCGGACAGAGGACCAAGGCCUGGUUCUGCUGGACCGCGAGCAGUCCAACACCAAGGCCACGGCAUUCUGCUUCAGGUCCUCGAAGGAAAAAGUGGAGUCCGGCCCGAAGCGAGACGUGGAAGGCAUGGGGGUGGCGGAGAUUAAGUACGGCGACUCCGUCUGCAUCGUCAUGCACGUGGCCACGGGGCUUUGGGUGUCUUAUCAAGCGCCCGAUUCAAAAUCCUCUCGCCUCGGGCCCCUCAGGAGAAGGGUUGUCCUGUACCCAGAGGGCCACAUGGACGACGGGCUGAUCCUGCAGCUCUGCCAGCACGAGGAGUCCAGGGCCGUGCGCAUCAUCCGCAACACCACCCUCCUCUUCAGUCAGUUCAUCAAGGCUCUGGACAGCCUGGGCGGGGAGAAGAGCAACGAGGUGAGCCUGCCCGUGGGUGAGGUGCUGGAGACUCUGAACGACCUCAUCGCCUACUUCCAGCAGCCCGACUCGGAGCUGGAGCACGAGGAGAAGCAGCGGCAGCUGCGCUCCCUCAUCAAGCGCCAGGACCUCUUCAAGGAGGAGGGAAUGCUAACGCUACUCUCCAACUGCAUCGACCGUCUGAAUGUCUACAACAGCGCUGCCCACUUUGAGGAGUUAGCUGGAGCAGAGGCCGGAGAGGCCUGGAAGGACAUUCUGAACCUCCUAUACGAGCUCCUGGCUUCCCUCAUUCGUGGGAACAGAACCAACUGCACGCAGUUUUCCCGCAAGCUGGACUGGCUAGUCAGCAAACUGGAGAGGCUCGAGUCUUCAUCAGGGAUCCUUGAGGUUCUCCACUGCAUUCUGGUGGAGAGUCCAGAGGCCCUGAACAUCAUCCAGAAAGCACACAUUAAAUCCAUCAUCUUUCUGCUGUACAAGCACGGCCGCAACCACAAGAUUCUGGACAUCCUCUGCUCGCUCUGCGUUUGCAAUAGUGUGGCAGUACGAGCCAAUCAGAACUUCAUCUGUGACCACCUCCUCCCUCGGCGAGAUCUGCUCCUGCAAUCACGAAUGGUCAAUGAUGUCCAGAGUAUGCGACCCAACAUCUUCCUGGGCAUUAACGAGGGAUCAGCCCAGUAUAAGAAGUGGUACUUUGAGCUGAUGAUCGACCAGGUGGACCACUUCGUGACCAGCGAGCCCACCCACCUUCGCGUUGGCUGGGCCACCACCGAAGGCUAUGCCCCGUACCCUGGGGGCGGAGAGGGGUGGGGAGGGAAUGGCGUGGGCGACGACCUCUACUCCUACAGUUUCGAUGGGCUACACCUUUGGUCAGGUCGUAUUCCCAGGGCGGUGGCCUCCGUCAACCAGCACCUGCUGACUGCGGAUGACGUGGUGAGCUGCUGCCUGGACCUGGGCGCCCCCAGCAUGUCCUUCCGCAUCAACGGGCAGCCAGUGCAGGGCAUGUUUGAAGACUUCAACAUGGACGGCUUGUUCUUCCCUGUUGUCAGCUUCUCAGCAGGGGUCAAGGUGCGCUUCCUGCUGGGUGGCCGCCAUGGCGACUUCAAGUUCCUGCCGCCUGCCGGUUAUGCCCCGUGCUACGAGGCCCUGCUCCCCAAGGAGAAGAUGUGCAUCGAGCCCGUGAAGGAGUACAAGCGUGAUCACGAGGGGGUCCGAAACCUGCUGGGCACCACGAAACUCCUCUCCCAAGCCUCCUUCAUCCCCAUCCCCGUGGACACCAGCCAGACUGUUCUGCCACCUCACCUAGAGCAUGUGAGGGACAGGCUCGCUGAAAACAUCCAUGAGCUGUGGGGCAUGAACAAAAUCGAACUCGGCUGGACGUAUGGCAAGGUGCGAGACGACAACAAGAGACAGCAUCCCUGUCUCAUUGACUUCUCCAAGUUGCCCGAAACCGAAAUGAAUUAUAACCUGCAGAUGUCAUCCGAGACAUUAAAGACCCUACUGGCUUUGGGGUGCCUGGUGUCCCACAUCAACCCCAGUGCAGAGGAGGAUCUGAAGAAAAUCAAACUUCCUAAGAACUAUGUGAUGUCCAAUGGUUAUAAACCCACGCCACUGGACCUUUCUGACGUGAAGCUGAAUCCAGGUCAGGACGUUCUGGUAGAUAAACUGGCCGAGAACGCUCACAACGUUUGGGCCAAAGAUAGAAUCAAACAAGGAUGGACCUAUGGCAUCCAGCAGGAUCUGAAGAGCAGACGCAAUCCUCGCCUGGUGCCAUAUGCUUUACUAGACGAACGCACUAAGAGAUCCAACCGCGACAGUCUCCGCGAGGCUAUUCGAACACUGGUCGGAUAUGGCUACAACAUCGACCCUCCAGACCAAGAGACUGCCCACGGACUAGCGAGGCAGAGCACUGAAGCGAUCCGCUUCUUCCGCGUGGAGAAGACCUACGCCGUCACCACUGGGAAGUGGUACUUUGAGUUUGAAGCUUUGACAGGUGGAGACAUGCUAGUGGGCUGGGCCAGACCUGGCUGCAGGCCUGACGUAGAGCUGGGAUUGGAUGAGCUGUCUUACGUGUUUGAUGGUUUUCGGGGUCGACGUGUGCACCGGGGAAGUCGUAUCUUUGGUCGCAGCUGGAGCAAGGGUGAUGUGGUCGGGUGUAUGAUCAAUAUGGAGGACAAGUCCAUGAUCUUCACUCUGAAUGGAGAAAUUCUCAUCACCAACAAUGGCUCUGAGCUGUGCUUUGCUGACUUUGAGACAGAGGACGGGUUCAUCCCAGUGUGUAGCCUGGGACUCUCCCAGAUUGGACAUAUGAACUUGGGGAAGGAUGCCAGCACCUUUAAGUACUACACCAUGUAUGGCCUCCAGGAGGGAUUCGAGCCCUUCGCCGUCAACAUGAACCGGGAAGUCACCAUGUGGUUCAGCAAACGCCUCCCUACCUUUGUCAUUGUGCCAGAGGAGCACCCUCACAUUGAGGUGACCAGAAUUGAUGGCACUGAGGACACUCCCCCAUGCCUUAAGGUGACGCAUAAGACCUACGGCACACAGUCGAGCAACAAUGACAUGGUGUUCUGUCGCCUGAGCAUGCCAGUGGAGUUUUAUCACGGGCCUAGAAUGAACACCGAAGUUACCGAGGGAACCGAAGCUCCCAAAAAAGAGGAUGGGAAAAUAGAUUAUGGGAGCAUCACAAAGUACUAUUACUCUCUGAGAGUAUUUGCUGGUCAGGACCCUAACUCUGUGUGGGUUGGGUGGGUUACCCCUGACUACCACUACUACACCAAGAAUUUCAGCCUCAGCAAAAUCCGCACCGUCACUGUAACACUUGGAGACGAGCGAGGCCGUGUCCACGAGAGUGUGAGGCGGAGUAACUGCUACAUGGUGUGUUGCGGGGACAUUGUACGUGGCUUGUCCUCCGCCCGCUCCAAUGUUGACCUGGAGAUCGGCUGCUUUAUAGACCUGGCCUCUGGUCUCGUCUCCUUCACUGCCAAUGGCAAGGAGUUGCCCACCAGUUACCAGGUGGAGCCCAAUACCAAGCUCUUUCCGGCCACAUUCGUAAAGCCAACAAGUCCAAAUCUACUCCAGUUUGAAUUUGCAAAGGUUCAGGAUGCCAUGCCCUUGUCGUCUGCCAUCUUUAAGAGCCUGCACAGGAACCCGGUGCCCCAGUGCCCGCCGCGGCUGGGCGUGCAGACCAUCGUGUCGGUGCUGUGGAGCCGCAUGCCCAACACCUUCCUGGCGGUGGAGACGGCACGGGUGAGUGAGCGCCACGGCUGGGUGGUGCAGUGCCUGGACGCCCUGCAGAUGUUGGCCGUGCAUAUCCCAGAGGAGAACAGGUGUGUUGACAUCUUGGAGCUGUCGGAGAACGAGACCCUGCGUCAGUUCCACUACCACACGCUGAAGCUCUACGGCGCCCUCUGCGCUCUGGGCAACACGCGCGUGGCCCACGCCCUCUGCAGCCACCUGGACCAAUCCCAGCUCCUCUACACCAUCGACAACCAGUACCUCACCGGCCAGCUGCGCGAGGGCUUCUACGACGUGCUCAUCAGCAUCCACCUGGACACGGCCAAGGAGGCACGCCUGAUGAUGAAGGACGAGUACAUCAUCCCCGUCACUGCGGAGACGAACAGCAUCCGGCUGUUCCACGACAAGUCCAAGAACCACACGCUGCCUGGCGUGGGCCUGAGCACCACGCUGACGCCCAAGCUGACUUUCACGCCGACCUGCUUCAUCAGCACCAAGCGCGAGCAGCACCGGUGCAGCCCGCUGAUACCGCUGGCCAAGCUCAAGGCCAAGGCCAUCUCCAUGCUCACCGAGGCCGUGCAUGGCGGCGGCGUGCACAUACGCGACCCUGUAGGGGGCAGCGUGGAGUACCAGUUCGUGCCCAUCCUCAAGCUCAUCGGCACGCUGCUCAUGAUGGGAGCGCUCACCAGCGAGGAGGUGCGCCUCGUGCUCCUCCUCAUCGAGCCCAACGUCUUCCGGGACGCCGAGGAGGAGCCAGCGGUGGAGGCUGCCCCCGUGAAGGAGGAGGUGACCAGCAAUGAGGGGAAGGCAGUGGAGGCUGGGGAGGAGGAGGCCAAAGAGGCCAAGCAGUCUGCGAAGAGCCUCCUGGAAAAGCACCUGCCCGAGUCUGUUAAACUGCAGAUGUGUGAGCUGCUGCACUACUUCUGUGACUGUGAGCUCAAGCAGCGUAUCGAAGCUAUCGUGGCCUUCGCUGACACCUUCGUGUCCAAGCUGCAGUACAACCAGAAGUUCAGAUACAACGAGCUGAUGCUGGCUCUCAACAUGUCCGCUGCCGUCACUGCCAAGAAGACCAGAGAGUUCCGCUCUCCUCCCCAGGAACAGAUUAAUAUGCUGCUCAACUUCGCCCUUGGGGACGACUGCCCAUGCCCUGAGGAGAUUCAAGAAGAUCUGCUUGUUUUCCAUGACGACUUGCGAAUACACUGUGGAAUCCCAAUUGACGAGGAGGAUGAGGAGCCGGACACGUCCAUCAAAGGCCGCCUGAUGGCCCUGGUCUACAAAAUCAAGGGCCGGCCUCAGAAAACAGAAGAGGAACCAACAGAGCAGGAACAAGCCGCUCCCACCAACCUGAAGGAGCUGAUCUCACAAACCAUGGUGACCUGGGCGCAGGAGUGCCUUGUCCAGGACCCGCAGCUGGUGCGCACGAUGUUCAGCCUGCUGCGGCGGCAGUACGACGGCAUCGGCGAGCUUCUGCGCUCCAUGAAGAAGAGUUACACCAUCAGCGCCGCCUCCGUGCAGGACUCCACCAACCUGAUGGCCUCGCUCGGCCAGAUCCGCUCGCUGCUCAGCGUGCGCAUGGGCAUCGAGGAGGAGAAGCUCAUGAUUGACGGGCUGAGUGACAUCAUGAACAACAAAGUGUUCUACCAACACCCCAACCUGAUGAGGGUACUGGGGAUGCAUGAGACAGUCAUGCAAGUCAUGGUCAACGUCCUGGGAGGAGACAAGUCUCACAUCGCCUUCCCCGCCAUGGUGGCCAGCUGCUGCCGAUUCCUGUGUUACUUUUGUCGGAUCAGCCAGCAGAACCAGAAGGCCAUGUUUGACCACCUGAGCUACCUACUGGAGAACAGCAGCGUAGGGCUGGCCUCCCCUGCCAUGCGGGGCUCCACGCCCCUGGAUGUGGCGGCGUCCUCCGUGAUGGAUAAUAAUGGGCUUGCCCUGGCCCUGGAGGAGCCCGAGCUGGAGAAGGUGGUGACAUACCUGGCUGGGUGUGGGCUUCAGAGCUGCCUCAUGCUGGUGGCGAAGGGGUACCCCGACAUCGGAUGGAACCCCAUGGAAGGAGAGCGCUACCUGUCCUUCCUGCGCUUCGCCGUCUUCGUCAACGGUGAGAGCGUGGAGGAGAAUGCCAACGUCGUGGUGAAGCUUCUGAUCCGGCAUCCUGAGUGUUUCGGCCCGGCCCUGAGAGGGGAGGGAGGCCAAGGCCUGCUGGCAGCCAUGGAGGAGGCCAUCACCAUCUCCGAGGAUCCAGCCCUGGACCUCCCCACCUUACCCGAGGGAGGAGUACCAGAGGCUGUUGAGGGUGAGGAGGAGGAGGAGGUGGCUCACAUGGGCAACUCCAUCAUGUCCUUCUACUCCGCCCUCAUCGACCUGCUGGGACGCUGUGCCCCUGAGAUGCAUCUCAUCAGCAAGGGCAAAGGGGAAGCCCUACGUGUCCGUGCCAUCCUGCAGUCUCUGGUGCCAACCGUUGACCUUGUGGGCAUCAUCAGCAUACCACUCAAAAUGCCCGUUGCCAAUAAAGACGGCUCGGUUACAGAGCCAGAUAUGUCGGCCAGCUUCUGCCCCGAGCACAAGGCGCCGAUGGUCCUCUUCCUGGACCGUGUGUACGGUAUUGUGAACCAGGGCUUCCUGCUGCACCUGCUGGAGGUGGGCUUCCUGCCGGACCUGCGCGCCUCCGCCACUCUGGACACGGACUUACUGAGCACCACAGAGACGGCCCUGGCGAUGAACCGCUACAUCGGCUCGGCGCUGCUCCCCCUGCUGACGCGCUGCGCCCACCUGUUCUCCGGCACCGAGCACUACGCCGCGCUCAUCGACUCCACACUGCACAUCAUCUACCGCCUGUCCAAGGGCCGCUCGCUCACCAAGGCCCAGAGAGACGCCAACGAGGAGUGCAUCGUCGCCAUCUGCUCACACCUGCGUCCCUCCAUGCUUCAGCAGCUCCUGAGGCGUCUGGUGUUUGACGUGCCCCUGCUCACGGAGUACUGCAAGAUGCCCAUCAGGCUCCUGACCAACCACUUCGAGCAAAACUGGAAGUACUACUGCCUUCCCACGGGACUGGGGAGCUACGGCGUCGCCUCUGAGGAGGAGCUGCUGCUCAUCAAGAAGCUCUUCUGGGGACUCUUUGAUGCCCUGUCCCAGAAAAAAUAUGACUCGGACCUCUUCAAGCUGGCCAUGCUGGGCCUGUGUUCCAUUUCUGGGGCGCUGCCACCCGACUUUGUGGACGCCAGCCCCAGCUCCACCUUAGAGAAGCAGGUCUCUGUGGACACCCAGGGGAACUUUGACCCCAAACCCAUCAGCACGGCCAACAUUUCCCUUCCGGAAAAGCUGGACUACAUUGCCAACAAGUAUGCUGAGCAUUCCCACGAGAAAUGGUCUUCCGAGAAGUUGGCACUAGGCUGGAAACGCGGAGAGAAAGUGGACAACGAGGCCAAAACCCAUCCAUUACUGCAGCCGUAUAAAUCACUGAGUGAAAAGGAAAGGGAGACAUAUCGCUACCCAGUCAAAGAGUCCCUGAAGAGCAUGCUUGCUUUGAACUGGAACAUCGAAAGGACCAAAGAAGGGGAAGCCAUGUUUCAGCAGCGGGAGAGCGAGAAACAGCGCAAGAUCUCCGAGAGUGGAGCAUAUACGCCAACACCACUGGGUCUGGACAAUGUGGUUUUGUCUAGAGAGUUGCAGGGCAUGGUGGAGAUUGUGGCCGAAAACUACCACAACAUCUGGGCCAGGAGGAAGAGGACUGAGCUCAUGAGCAAAGGAGGAGGCACCCACCCUCUUCUGGUGCCCUAUGACACGCUGACGGCCAAGGAGAAGUUCCGCGACCGGGAGAAGGCCCAGGAGCUUUUCAAAUUCCUGCAGGUCAACGGCUACGCCAUUAGCAGAGGUCAGUGGGACAUGGAGCAGGACUCCUCUGCCGCCAUGGAAAAGAGGUUUGCCUCCAAGUUCCUCAAGAGGCUGCUGGGAUAUGUGGACUCCGCCCAGGAGUUCAUCGCCCACCUGGAGGCCAUGGCUUCCAGUGGCAAAACCGACAAAUCACCUCACGAGCAAGAGAUUAAAUUCUUCGCCAAGGUCCUGCUGCCUCUGAUUGACCAGUACUUGAAGAACCACUGCCUCUAUUUCCUGUCCACACCCAGCAAGAACCUCAGCAGCAGUGGCUACGCCACCAACAAAGAGAAGGAGAGGCUUGCUAGUCUGUUCUGUAAGCUGGCAGCUCUUGUCAGACAUAGGAUUUCUCUCUUUGGUGGAGAUUCACCCACGAUCGUGAGCUGCCUGCACAUCUUGGCUCAGUCCCUGGACUUCAGGACGGUGAUGAAGUCGGGCUCAGAGAUGGUGAAGGCCGGCGUGCGGACAUUCUUCGAGAACGCAGCGGAGGACCUGGAGAAGACGAUGGAAAACCUGAAGCUGGGCAAGAUGGCCCAGCGUAGCCAGAUGAAGGGCGUGUCCCAAAUCAUCAACUACACCACCGUGGCCCUGCUGCCCAUCCUCAACGCACUGUUCGAGCACGUCACCCAGCACCACUUCGGCGCAGACCUGUUGGUGGAUGAUGUGCAACUGUCCUGUUAUCGGAUCCUGACGUGUCUCUACUCUCUGGGCACCGCCAAGAAUUCAUACGUUGAGAAGCAGCUGCCGGCCUUGGGUGAGUGUUUGUCCACCGUGGUGGGCGCCAUGCCCGUGGCCUUCCUGGAGCCGGAGCUGAACGCGCACAACCCCCUGUCUGUGUUCAACACCAAGACCCCGCGCGAGAGAGCCAUCCUGAGCAUGCCUGAUACGGUGGAGGAGAUGUGUCCCGAGAUGCCGGAGCUGAACGGCCUGCUGAAGGACAUCAGCGACCUGGCCGAGUCGAGCGCCCGCUACUCUGACAUGCCACAGAUCAUUGAGGUGACCCUGCCCAUGCUGUGCACCUACCUGUCCAACUGGUGGCAGCAGGGCCCGGACAACAGCAGCGACAGCAGCAGCUGCUGCACCCACAUCGCCUCCGAGCACCUCAGCACCAUCCUGGGCAACAUCCUCAAGAUCCUCAACAACAACCUGGGCAUAGACGACGCACCCUGGAUGAAGCGGCUGGCAGUGUAUACCCAGCCAAUCAUCAGCAUGGCAGGGUCGGACCUCCUGAAGAGUCACUUCCUGCCCACUCUGGAGAAGAUGAAGAAGAAGACGGUUAAGGUGGUGUCCGAGGAGGAGGCUCUGAAGGCCGAAACCAAGAACGAUACCCAGGAAGCUGAGCUGCAGGUCCUGGACGAGUUUGCUGUGCUCUGCAGGGACCUGUAUGCCUUCUACCCCAUGCUCAUCAGCUACGUGGACAACUACAGAUCCAAGUGGCUGAAGGAGCCUGAUGCUGACUCCACCAUGCUCUUCAACAUGGUGGCUGAGGUCUUCAUUCUCUGGUGUAAAUCCUAUAACUUCAAGAGGGAGGAGCAGAACUUUGUGGUCCAGAACGAAAUCAACAACCUGGCCUUCCUGAUUGGAGACUCCAAGACCAAGUCAGGAGGCCAGGACGGGGAGCGUAAAGGCCGGCGGAGGAAGGGGGAGCUCUACUCGGUGCAGACCUCCCUCAUCGUGGCCGCCCUCAAGAAACUGCUGCCCAUCGGCCUCAACAUGUGCACGGCAGGAGACCAGGAGCUCAUCACUCUGGCCAAGAUCCGCUACGGCCUGAAAGACACCGAUGAUGAGGUCAAAGAGCAGCUACGUCUGAACCUUCAUCUUCAGGAGAAGUCUGAGGACCCUGCGGUGCAAUGGCAGCUGAACCUGUACAGGGACGUGGUGGUGAAGAGCGAGGGGCCCCCUGACCCAGAUCAGACAGUGGAGAGGGUGCAGGGCCUCUCAGCCGCCCUCUUCCAUCUGGAGGCGGUGGAGCUGCCGCUGAGGAACAAGAAGGGUGCGGUGCAGAAGCUCUUGUCCAAACAGCGCAAGCGUGCUGUGGUGGCCUGCUUCCGCAUGGCUCCCCUUUACAACAUACCCAGGCAUCGCUGUAUUAACCUCUACUUCAUGGCCUACCAGAGGUUCUGGAUAGAGGCAGAGGAGUACUUUUUUGAGGAGAAGCUAGUGCAGGACCUUGCCAAAACCCCAAUAAAGGUGGUGGAGGAGGAGGAGGAGGAGGAGGCGGAGCUAAAGCCAGAUCCUCUGCAUCAGCUCAUCCUCCACUUCAGUCACAAUGCUCUCACAGAGAAGAGUCAACUGGAUGAAGACCCUUUGUAUAUUGCAUAUGCAGACAUGAUGGCUAAGAGUUGUGCAGAAGACGAGGAGGAGGAGGAAGAUGAGGAAGGUUCUAAGACCUUUGAGGAAAAAGAGAUGGAGAAGCAGAAGAUACUGUACCAGCAGGCCAGACUUCAUGCGCGCGGUGCAGCAGAGAUGGUGCUGCAGAUGAUCAGCUCCAGUAAAGGCCAUCUGGGGCCAAUGGUGACUGGAACCCUCAAACUGGGUAUCUCAAUUCUCAGUGGUGGGAACGUGAUUGUCCAGCAGAAAAUGCUGGACUACCUGAAAGAAAAAAGAGAUGCAGGCUUUUUCAAAAGUUUAUCUGGACUCAUGCAAGCUUGCAGUGUCCUGGACCUGAAUGCAUUUGAGAGACAGAACAAAGCAGAGAGUCUUGGCAUGAUGUCUGAAGAAGGCUCAAGCGGCUCGAGAGAGAAGGGUUCCAAAGUGCUGCUGAAUGAUGACUUCACCAAGGAUUUGUUUAGGUUCCUGCAGCUCCUCUGUGAGGGCCACAAUGCCGAUUUCCAGAACUUCUUGCGUAACCAGACUGGUAACACCGCCACAGUAAAUAUUAUCAUCAGCACUGUGGACUAUCUACUCCGUCUUCAGGAAUCCAUCAGUGAUUUCUACUGGUAUUACUCUGGAAAAGAUGUCAUGGAUGAAGCUGGCCAGUUCAACUUCGCCAAAGCCCUUAAUGUUGCUAAGCAGGUUUUCAACUCACUCACUGAGUACAUUCAGGGGCCCUGCAUUGGGAACCAGCAGAGCUUGGCGCACAGCAGGCUGUGGGACGCAGUGGUGGGAUUCCUUCAUGUGUUUGCCAACAUGCAGAUGAAGCUAUCACAGGAUUCAAGUCAAAUUGAGCUGUUAAAGGAAUUGAUGGAUCUGCAAAAAGAUAUGGUGGUUAUGAUGCUGUCUCUCCUUGAGGGCAACGUGGUGAAUGGAACUAUAGGGAAACAGAUGGUGGAUACGCUGGUAGAAUCUUCUAGCAAUGUGGAGAUGAUCCUCAAGUUCUUUGACAUGUUCCUCAAACUGAAAGACCUGACGACAUCUGACAAUUUCAAGGAGUACGAUCCCGACAGGAAAGGGUUCAUAUCCAAGAAGGAGUUCCAGAAGGCCAUGGAAAACAAGAAGCAGUACACGCAAUCUGAGAUCGAGUUCCUCCUCUCUUGUGCGGAAGCUGACGAGAACCACAUAGUAAACUAUGAGGAGUUCGUGGACCGCUUCCAUGAGCCCGCCAAAGACAUCGGCUUCAACGUAGCCGUCUUGCUCACCAAUCUGUCUGAGCAUAUGCCACACGAUAGCCGCUUGUCCACUUUCCUCGACCUUGCCGAGAGUGUCCUUAGUUACUUCGAGCCAUACCUUGGUCGCAUAGAGAUCAUGGGCAGUGCCAAAAGGAUUGAGAGGAUCUACUUUGAAAUUAGCGAGUCAAGUCGCACCCAGUGGGAGAAGCCACAGGUCAAGGAAUCCAAGCGCCAGUUUAUCUUUGACGUGGUUAACGAGGGUGGUGAGAGCGAGAAGAUGGAGAUGUUUGUCAACUUCUGCGAGGACACCAUCUUUGAGAUGCAGCUGGCCUCACAGAUCUCUGAGCCAGAUGCCCUUGAACGCACUGGGGAGGAAGAGGAGGAGGAGGAUGAAGAUGAAGAGGAGGAGGAGGGCCUGGAAUUCCAGUCCGCUUUCUCGGCAGCCUGCACCUCGGUGAAGCGAAAAAUCUCCAACUUCCGUCAGAUGCUGACCUUCCGCAGCAUGGGCAAGCAGUUCAAGACUAUCAAGAAGCUCACUAUCCGCGAGAUGAUCUCUGGUUUCUUUGGGUUCUUCUGGAUGCUCUUUAUGGGCUUCUUCAAAGGCAUCUAUAGCGUGAUCUUUGGCUUCUUCCACAUUAUUUGGACGUCCAUCUUUGGUGGAGGGCUAGUCGAGGGUGCUAAAAACAUAAAAGUGACUGACAUCCUAGGCAACAUGCCCGACCCGACUCAGUUCGGAAUUCACGGCGAUGUUCUGGAGGCAGAGAAGGCGGACAGUAACGAGUUGGUGGCGACGGCGGACAUAGUGCAGAUGACGAGCGGCGAGCCCAUGGAGGUGGACCUCAUGAUGGAGCUAAUGGGGGGGCCGGGCAAACGAGAAGGCAAACUCGGGCUAGAACUGGGCCUGGGUGACGUCUGCGAGAUCAAGCCUGCCGAGUCUGCCACCACAACGGCAGAGAAAAAGAAGAGCAAGAAAGCUGAAGUUACGGAAUCCGAGCCAGAAAAAGCGGACACAGACACCAGGGAGAAGGAGGAUAAGACCAAGGAAGAAGCCCCUGCAGAGCCGGUGGCCAAGGAGAAGCCUGUUCACAAACACAGACGUGGUGCAGCGCAGGAGGGAAGCCCUACAUUCAUGGCCAACGUCUUCGCGGGACUGGCGGUCUACAAGACCAAGAUGCUCAACUAUCUGGCUCGCAACUUCUACAACCUUCGUUUUCUGGCUCUGUUUGUGGCCUUUGCCAUCAACUUCAUCCUUCUGUUCUACAAAGUGGCAGGUGAUGGGGCAGAUGAGGAAGAGGACUCCUGGGAAAAUGGUGAUGAUGAUGAAGAGGACGACGAUGACGGUGGUAUGGAGUACUAUGUGCUUCAGGAGAACACAGGCUACAUGGCUCCCUCUUUGACCUUCCUGGCUAUCAUACACACGGUCCUCUCUCUCCUAUGCGUUUUGGGAUAUUACUGUCUGAAGGUCCCUCUGGUGGUAUUCAAGCGGGAGAAGGAGAUUGCCAGGAGUCUGGAGUUUGAAGGCAUAUAUAUCACCGAGCAGCCGUCUGACGAUGACAUCAAAGGACAGUGGGACCGAUUGGUUAUCAACACUCCAUCUUUUCCCAGUAAUUACUGGGACAAAUUUGUCAAGAGGAAGGUCAUUAAUAAAUAUGGUGAUUUGUAUGGGGCUGAGCGUAUCGCUGAACUGCUUGGUUUGGAUAAGAGUGCCCUGGACUUUGACCCCACAAUAGAGACAGUGGUCCCAGAGCCAUCCCUUGUUUCCUGGUUGAGUUCUAUUGACACCAAGUACCAUAUUUGGAAAAUGGGCGUGGUUCUGACAGACAAUUCCUUCCUAUAUCUGGUCUGGUACACCGUCAUGUCCAUUCUGGGUCACUACAACAACUUCUUCUUCGCCGCCCACUUGCUGGACAUCGCCAUGGGCGUCAAGACCCUGAGGACCAUCCUGUCCUCCGUAACUCAUAAUGGCAAACAGCUGAUGCUGACCGUUGGGCUGUUGGCUGUGGUGGUGUACCUCUACACAGUCGUGGCCUUCAACUUCUUCCGCAAGUUCUACAACAAGAGUGAAGACGAGGACGACCCCGACAUGAAAUGCGACGACAUGAUGACUUGCUACUUGUUUCACAUGUACGUCGGUGUCAGAGCUGGCGGUGGCAUCGGUGACGAGAUUGAAGACCCGGCCGGAGAUCCCUCCGAACUUUACCGUAUCCUCUUCGACAUCACCUUCUUCUUCUUCGUCAUUGUCAUCCUACUGGCUAUCAUUCAGGGUUUGAUUAUUGAUGCCUUUGGAGAGUUGAGAAGCCAGCAAGACCAAGUAAAGGAGGAUAUGGAGACAAAAUGCUUCAUCUGUGGAAUUGGUAAUGACUACUUUGACAGAACACCUCACGGCUUCGAGACCCACACCUUACAAGAGCACAACUUGGCCAACUACCUGUUUUUCCUGAUGUAUCUGAUUAACAAGGAUGAGACCGAGCACACGGGUCAGGAAUCGUUUGUGUGGAAGAUGUACCAGGAGAGGUGCUGGGACUUCUUCCCAGCUGGAGACUGUUUCCGCAAGCAAUAUGAGGACCAGCUAUGCUAAAGAAGACUGCACUGAGUCCCCUGAGAUCUGACUGAGACCACUAACUCUGAACCCUUAAAAAAAAAAAAAAAAAACAAGAACCUCUAAACUAGCUUUUACCUCCAUGUUGUUGAGUCCAAGAAAGUAAUCCCUUACAAA
Messenger RNA from Clupea harengus (Atlantic herring), 14776 nucleotides. It is a transcript of the gene ryr3, whose product is annotated as ryanodine receptor 3. Gene Ontology annotation, cellular component: Z disc; sarcoplasmic reticulum membrane; calcium channel complex. Lineage: Eukaryota; Metazoa; Chordata; Actinopteri; Clupeiformes; Clupeidae. The record is from RefSeq and is a predicted model, not a curated record. Gene Ontology annotation, molecular function: protein binding; calcium ion binding; ryanodine-sensitive calcium-release channel activity. Gene Ontology annotation, biological process: striated muscle contraction; release of sequestered calcium ion into cytosol by sarcoplasmic reticulum; intracellular calcium ion homeostasis.